UGAGAAGGGCUUAGUUUGUUUCCGGAGCUAACAAGUCUGUCUUUACCUUCAGAGCUGCCUUCAAGUACGUGAAGAACUCUACAUUAAAUCUGGGCACCUGCCUGCUGAGAGAAAGCAAUUUUACAGGAACAUCCUCAAACUUCUCAACUGAAAACAUGAAGAAGCAAGGUUCAGACAGUAACUCUACUACAGUUACGCCAGCUCUACCAGAACCAAUCAAAGAUCUGAAAAUUAAGUACACCAAGAUAUUUAUAAACAAUGAGUGGCAUGAUUCGAUCAGUGGUAAAAAAUUUGCAGUCUUUAACCCUGCAAAUGAAGAGAAAAUCUGUGAGGUUGAAGAAGGUGACAAGGAGGAUGUAGACAAGGCAGUUAAAGCAGCUAGAAAGGCUUUUGAGCUUGGGUCACCCUGGCGUACAAUGGAUGCUUCGGAGCGAGGAAGGCUCUUGAAUAAACUAGCUGACUUAGUUGAAAGAGAUCGGCUGAUUUUAGCUACAAUGGAAGCCAUUAAUGGUGGGAAACUCUUUUCCACUGCCUACCUAAUGGACUUAGGUGCCUGUGUCAAAUCAUUACGCUACUGCGCAGGCUGGGCUGAUAAAAUCCAUGGGCGUACUGUUCCAAUGGAUGGAAACUUUUUUACAUUUACAAGACAUGAGCCUAUUGGUGUGUGUGGCCAAAUUAUUCCUUGGAACUUCCCAUUGGUUAUGUUCAUGUGGAAGAUUGCCCCUGCCCUUUGUUGUGGAAACACCGUGGUUGUCAAACCAGCAGAACAAACUCCACUCACUGCCCUUUACAUGGGAUCCUUAAUUAAAGAGGCAGGAUUUCCACCUGGAGUUGUGAACAUCGUGCCAGGCUUUGGACCCACUGCUGGAGCAGCAGUUUCUCACCACAUGGAUAUAGAUAAAGUAGCUUUCACAGGCUCUACAGAGGUUGGCAAACUGAUUAAAGAGGCAGCCGGAAAGAGCAAUCUGAAGAGAGUUACCUUGGAACUUGGAGGAAAAAGUCCUAACAUUAUAUUUGCGGAUGCAGACUUGGACACUGCGGUGGAAUUCGCACAUAUUGGUGUGUUCUAUCACCAGGGACAGUGUUGUAUAGCAGGAUCUAGGAUUUUUGUGGAGGAGCCUAUUUAUGAUGAGUUUGUUCGCCGAAGCAUUGAAAGGGCAAAGAAGUAUACUCUUGGGAAUCCUCUGUUGCCUGGUGUACAGCAAGGCCCUCAAAUUGACAAGGAGCAGUUUAAAAAAAUCCUGGAGCUAAUCGAGAGUGGGAAAAAAGAAGGAGCCAAACUGGAAUGUGGGGGAGGUCCAUGGGGAGACAAGGGUUACUUCAUCCAACCCACAGUUUUUUCUAAUGUUACUGAUGAUAUGCGCAUCGCCAAAGAAGAGAUAUUUGGACCUGUUCAACAAAUCAUGAAGUUUAAAACUAUAGAUGAAGUAAUCAAGAGAGCAAAUAAUACUACGUAUGGUUUAGCAGCAGCAGUUUUUACCAAAGACAUUGAUAAAGCAUUGACAUUUGCAGCUGCUCUUCAGGCUGGAACAGUAUGGGUUAAUUGUUAUAGUGCAGUGUCUGCUCAGUGUCCUUUUGGAGGUUUUAAGAUGUCAGGAAAUGGACGAGAAAUGGGAGAAUAUGGACUCCAUGAAUACACAGAAGUUAAGACUGUCACAAUCAAAAUCCCACAAAAGAACUCGUAAUGCUUCUUGAGGUGCAGAAUCUAACAGCUUCAAAUGAAUCUGAAAAGACCAUCUGAGUUCUUAAAUGUUUUAUUGUCCAAAUGAUUCAUUAACCUUUUUGCUUUCUAAUUAUAUGAGGUACUUGCUUGCAUUAACAAUAUAAGGAAUAACAUAGAAAAGUUUAAUUUGAUUAAUUGUGAUAAGGAAUCUUUAAUGUCUGGUACAUAACUAACUAAUUUUAAAAAUUCAUGUUCAGAAAGACCUAUUCCUAUGUUCAGUUGAGGCUCUGUGUAGUGCUAUGAAAAUUUGCCUUUUUUGAUAUACUUUACAGGUACAGUUUGAAUUUUUGUGGUCUUCUAAAUGUUAGAUGGCAAGCUCUCUUUGCAUUUUCCGUUUUUUGUGGCCUUAACAAAAGCACUUAUGAGUAGUUAGCAGAUAGAUACUUCUCUGUAUCUUUGUCCAGAUGUAUUUCUUAGACUUAAAUUUGUUCAUGAUGCUACACAAAUGUAACGUGUAUAAGGUUAAAAAAAAAUUAAAAUUCACCUGCAAAACCUA
Molecule: messenger RNA, 2219 nt
Organism: Corapipo altera (White-ruffed manakin)
Lineage: Eukaryota; Metazoa; Chordata; Aves; Passeriformes; Pipridae
Gene: ALDH1A1
Product: aldehyde dehydrogenase 1 family member A1
Exons: 14
Coding region: 156-1685 (509 amino acids)
Molecular function (GO): benzaldehyde dehydrogenase (NAD+) activity
Source: RefSeq, a predicted model, not a curated record